GCUGAUUGCAAGCGGGCAGUUUCAGGAGAGCAGAGCCCAGGGAGCACAUAUACAGCCACGAUGCGUUGCAGCCUCGUAGCGCUCGCACCAGUGGCCUCGGCGCUCAUGCAGUUCCGCGCACCCCUCGUCGCCGACGGCUACGCCGCGAAAACUGCUGGAGACGCGCUGUUGGUCUACCUGCCGGGCUUCGACGGCGCCAAUCUAGCGCCCUUCCUCCAGUGGCCCGCGUUGCACGACGCGGGCUUCGACGUGCGCUGCGCGAGCAUCGACGAGGAUGACAGGAGCACGUUCGACGAGCUAGUAAAGGCGGCCUCGUCCUAUAUCGACCGGGAAGCGUGCGACAGGCCCUGCCUGUUGGUCGGCGAGUCCUUUGGAGGCGCCCUCGCGACGGUCGUGGCGCAGCGCACCUCGAAUGUGGAGGGCGUGGUCCUCGUGAACCCGGCGACGUGCUACGCGGAGUCGGCCCUCGCGUCGAAGGCACCGCCCAUCCUGGAGCUGCCGGCCUGGGCCUACUACGUCGGCCUCGCCUCGUUGCUGCCGCUCUUCGUCGACCGGCACGGCGUCCGCGCGCUGUUCGACAUCGUCACGAACAAGCGCCUGCCGUGCGUCAUCGAGACCCCGCGCCAGGAGGCCUACAUGGGUCGUGUGGCAUUAUCCCUACCGGAGCGGAUCGCGCGCAUGCCGCGCGGGACGCUCGCGUGGCGCCUCCGGGAAUGGCUCGACGUCGGGGCGAAGGUCGACGUCGGUGCUCUGAAACAACCUACACUAGUAGUCUUCGGCGACGAGGACAACACGUUGCCCUCGGAGCGCGAGGCGGCCCGCGUCGUCGCUUUACUCACGAAGGCACGAGCGGUCCGCGUGCCGGGCGCGGGCCACGCGGCGACGCUCGGGAGUCGCAUCGACCUGCGAGCCGAGGUCGCGGCGUUCUUCGGGGCGGAGCCGGGGUUUUCUUUCCUGGCGGGUGCUCCCCGGAAGAUGCGCGCCGACGCGUCGCAAGACGGCGAGGCGUCGUCGCUGUACGGCCUCUACCCGCGGACGCACGCGCCCGUGGCCGUCUUCGACUACUUCAACGCGGAGAACGACGCGCGCGUCGGCGUAAGGUAA
This is a messenger RNA of Pelagomonas calceolata, 1104 nucleotides long. NCBI's taxonomy places the organism in Eukaryota, Pelagophyceae, Pelagomonadales, Pelagomonadaceae. The record is from the annotation of a GenBank genome assembly.